CGGACGGCUGCAGCCCGCGGCCGCGAGCGGGUCCCGAGCGCGUCUGGCGGUCGCCCCGUCGCUGAGCCCCGACUCGGGGCGGCAUGAGCCCCCGGCCGCAGCCCUAGCGCCCGCUCCUCCGCCCCGGGGCGGCCCGGCUGCGGUGACGGGCGCUCGCUGCAGGGGUGGGGGCCAUGAAGCCGAGUGCGGCCGGGACGGCGAGGGAGCUGGAGCCGCAGGCGCCGGCCCGUGGUGAGCAGCGCGCGGCGGAGCCCGAGGGGCGCUGGCGGGAGAAGGGCGAGGCGGACACGGAGCGGCAGCGCACCCGGGAACGGCAGGAGGCCACGCUGGCCGGGCUGGCGGAGCUGGAGUACCUGCGCCAGCGCCAGGAGCUGCUGGUCCGGGGCGCCCUGCGCGGCGCCGGGGGCGCGGGAAGCGCGGCGCCCCGCGCCGGGGAGCUGCCGGGGGAGGCGGCGCAACGCAGCCGCCUGGAGGAGAAGUUCUUGGAAGAGAAUAUCUUGCUGCUGCGGAAGCAGUUGAAUUGUUUGAGGAGAAGAGAUGCUGGUUUGCUGAAUCAGUUGCAGGAACUAGACAAGCAGAUAAGUGACCUGAGACUGGAUGUAGAAAAGACGUCUGAAGAGCACCUGGAGACAGACAGUCGGCCCAGCUCCGGGUUUUAUGAGCUGAGUGAUGGGGCUUCAGGAUCCCUUUCCAAUUCCUCUAACUCGGUCUUCAGUGAGUGUUUAUCCAGUUGUCAUUCCAGCUCCUGCUUUUGCAGCCCCUUGGAGGCAACCUUGACUAUCUCAGAUGGUUGCCCCAAAUCUGCAGAUGUGCAUCCCAAGUACCAGUGUGAUCUGGUGUCUAAAAACGGGAAUGAUGUGUAUCGCUACCCCAGUCCUCUUCACGCCGUGGCCGUGCAGAGCCCCAUGUUUCUCCUCUGCCUGACGGGCAACCCUCUGAGGGAAGAGGAGAGGCUUGGCAACCAUGCCGGUGACAUGUGUGAUGGAUCUGAGCUGGACGCCAUCAAGACAGACCCUUCCUUGCCGUCUCCAAGCAGUUUGUGGUCUGCUCCCCAUCCUUCGUCCAGUAAGAAGAUGGAUGGCUACAUUCUGAGCCUGGUCCAGAAAAAAACACACCCCGUAAGGACCAACAAACCAAGAACCAGUGUGAACGCCGACCCCACGAAGGGGCUUCUGAGGAACGGGAGCGUUUGUGUCAGAGCGACGGGGGGCGUCUCGCAGGGCAGCAGCGGGAACCUUAAGAAUCCUAAACAGGUGCUUUUGGCCCCUGGCGGAAUGCCCUCUUUGGACAGUGGGACAUUCUCCCCACCGAAGCAGUGGUCGAAAGAAUCAAAGGCAGAACAGAUGGAAAGCAAGAGGUCGGCCCCGCCCGAGGGCGCCGCCACUGACCUUCCGAGUAAGCAGGUGCCCAAGAACGCCAGGCCAGCUUCGCAGGAACACGCCCGGGGCCCCACCGCUGGGACCGGGGAGCCCCCCAGAGACAGCAUUCCGGUCCUCGCCGCCCCGCCGAAGGAGAGCCCCGGGAGGGGCCCGGCCCCGCCGCAGGAGAACAAAGCCGGGCAGCUGCUGAAAAAGCUGCCCCAGAAAGGCGGCCUGCAGCCUGCGCCUCCGGCAGCGCCCCCUGCGGCCCCCGCCGCGCUGCUGGCUGCGGCCUUCGCGGGGGAGGAGCGGCCCGCGCUCGAUUUCAAGAGCGAGGGCUCCUCCUCGCAGAGCCUGGAGGAGGCGCCCCCGGGGAAGGCGCCGUCGGGCCCGGGCCCGCAGCCGAGCGGCCGGCCCCACCGCGGCGCCCGGACGGCGGCCGGCCCGCGGGGCUGCGGCGCGAAGCACCGGGCCCAGGCUCUCCACGGGCCGGACGGCGUGCUGCCUCCCGUGAGGGAGAAGAGCCGCGCGGCCGGCAAGAAGUGCCGGUUCCCCGACGACGUGGAUACAAAUAAGAAACUCAGGAAGGCCUCGUCGCGCGGCCGGAAGGGCGGGGGCGGCCAGCCCGAGGCGGGUCUCCCCAGCCGGCCGCCGGGUGGGGGCCACAGGGCCGGGUGCCGGGCGCACGGCCACGGCCGGGAGGCGUUGGUGGCCAAGCCCAAGCACAAGCGAACCGACUCGCGGCGCUGGCGCUCGGCCGCCGAGGUUUCGCUGGAAGAGGCCCUGCGGCGGUCGCGGCGCGGCCGGCGCGAGCACGUGGGGCUGUACCCCGCCGCCGUGCCGCUGCCCUACGCCAGCCCCUACGCCUACGUGGCCAGCGACUCGGAGUACUCGGCCGAGUGCGAGUCGCUCUUCCACUCCACCGUGCUGGACACCAGCGAGGACGAGCGCAGCAACUACACCACCAACUGCUUCGGGGACAGCGAGUCCAGCGUGAGCGAGGGGGAGUUCGCGGGCGACAGCACCAGCUCCAGUGACUCCGAGGAGAGCGGCGGCCUGAUCUGGUCCCAGUUUGUGCAGACUCUCCCCAUCCAGGCGGUCGCGGGCCCAGACCUCCACAGCAACCCCACGAAAACCUUUGUCAAAAUCAAGGCUUCGCAUAACCUCAAGAAGAAAAUCCUCCGCUUUCGGUCCGGCUCCCUGAAACUGAUGACGACCGUUUAAGGAACAUCCUUGGCGGGGAGAAUGGGCUGUUGUCUAGUUACCCAGGAAAAAAAGGUGGCGGCUGAUUGUUUCUGUGUGACAGUUUCAUGGAAUGCUUUUCCUUUUGUUGAGGUAAAUUAUGUCUCGUCUUCAUCGUGUAGGGACACUAGUGCCUUUAAUGGAAGGUAAAGAAUGUUUUGCUGGUUAGCAGUAAAUACUGAGUUUUACUGGUGGUAGUAGUGAACGAGUUUUGUGGUAUCAGGUGAUUUUUAUUUGAAAUUCUCUGAGCAUCUGUGAAGGCACAGGUUUCGAUGUUCAGGUCGUAACUGGGGUGAGAUUCAGAUGACUUUUGACCCUGAAGGUCAGGUGGAUGGGAUUUAGGACAUACAUUUGGUUCUUGGUCCUUUAGGACAGGGUCUCCACGAGGGUUUUCCCGGUUGAGGGGCAUCGCAUACGAUUGUGUGAAGUAGGUACGACGGCCGGUCAUGGUUUUCUGUAAUUUUUUAUAUCGUCUUCCUUUCUUGGCUGUAACCCCAUUCCGUUUUCUUCCCGGAACUGUUUGGUUUACUGGACUCAGAACUUGAAGACCAGACCCGAGAUCCAGAGCAGGUGACCUGGAUAAGGGAGGCUGGUAAUAACCUUCAAAGGAUUCACUAAAACUUUUGCCACACUUGGUGCCUAGGCCCUGGUUACGGUAACCCUUUUAUAAAGGGCCGAUUAGUCAACAUUUUGAUGCCUUUCUCCUCUUCUCUCAUUUGCAGCAGAUCCAGCCAUUUCUUCCUGGAAAGUCUUGCCUUUGGGAUAACAUUUUGGUCCUUGGGUACUGAGAAAUUCACUUCUAAUGAAAUAAACUUUGAGUGGGACUUCAAGCCCAGAAUUGCUCACUGAGCACUGUGCCGCCUAAGCAUUGGCCCAAACAUAUUAGUGCAAUCCAGUCCAGAUUGGACCACUGACCCUGUCUGGAAGGGCUUUUUAAAAAAAAAAAAAAAUUCUUUUUGG
This is a messenger RNA of Hyaena hyaena (striped hyena), 3560 nucleotides long. It is a transcript of the gene DACT1, whose product is annotated as dishevelled binding antagonist of beta catenin 1. Gene Ontology annotation, biological process: regulation of Wnt signaling pathway, planar cell polarity pathway; negative regulation of JNK cascade; negative regulation of canonical Wnt signaling pathway. NCBI's taxonomy places the organism in Eukaryota, Metazoa, Chordata, Mammalia, Carnivora, Hyaenidae. The transcript has 4 exons. Gene Ontology annotation, cellular component: cytoplasm. The coding region runs from base 174 to 2582 and encodes 802 amino acids. The record is from RefSeq and is a predicted model, not a curated record.